This is a messenger RNA of Lycium ferocissimum, 1690 nucleotides long. Its product is annotated as disease resistance protein Roq1-like. The transcript is spliced from 3 exons. Gene Ontology annotation, biological process: defense response; signal transduction. NCBI's taxonomy places the organism in Eukaryota, Viridiplantae, Streptophyta, Magnoliopsida, Solanales, Solanaceae. Bases 587 to 1690 code for a protein of 367 amino acids. Gene Ontology annotation, molecular function: ADP binding. The record is from RefSeq and is a predicted model, not a curated record.
AUAUUUGCUAUGGAAUAAAUUAAUCAACCAUAAAAACAUAUUGAGCUUAAUCAUUAAGCAUCCCCAGUCUCCUAUCUGUCCUACAGGUCAACCAUUAAGCAUAUUAAAGCUUAAUCAAGAAAAGUUAGCUCCUUUAUGCAAAAUCUUCCACUUCUCAAGCUUAAUCAACUAAGUAAGUGAUUCUGGAGUAAAUUUAGCUCUUCAGAAGGCAGCUUUCAGUAAAUUGUUGAGGAAGUGCAAAAGUAGGUCAUUCAGUCUUUGGCAAUUCGGAGGAUAGAAAAGUUCUCCAAUUUCCACUUUAGUUGGAUAAAAAUGUCAUUUACCUAGUCUAGUUCGUUACCACCUUCCGGACAGUGGGAUAUGAUGUGUUUUUGAGUUUUAGAGGUGAAGACGCGCGUAAGACCUUUGUGGCUCACCUUUACACACAAUUAACUCGGGUUGGAAUCAAUACCUUCAAGGAUGAUGAAACACUAGAACGAGGUGCAUUGAUUUCACCUCAACUAGUCAGUGCCAUUAAACUGCCAUUAUCAUCUUCUCAAAGAACUAUGCUUCGUCCAAAUGGUGCUUGGAUGAGCUGGUGAAGAUCAUGGAAUGUAGAGAUGAACUUGGGCAGACAGUUGUACCAGUGUUCUAUGACAUAAGUCCAUCGGAAGUACACUCCCAGAGAAAUAGUUUUGCUGAAGCCUUCUCCAGAUAUGAGGAAGAUUUCAAGGGAGACACCGAGAAGGUGCAUAAAUUGAAGAAAGCCUUAAAUGAAGCAGCCAAUUUGUCAGGCCAUGAUCUGCAUGGUAGUACUUACAACGGAAAUGAGUCUCAGUGCAUUGAACGUAUUGUGAAAGAAAUUGCCAAUAAGUUGUGCCAAAAGUCAAUGAUCAGUGACACUCUAGUUGGAGCAGAAUCACAAAUUCAGGCUGUAAGCUCACUGUUGAUGAUGGAAUGUGAAGAUGUUCGAUUUAUUGGGAUUUCAGGGAUGGGUGGUAUUGGCAAGACCACCAUUGCAAAAGCCAUUUUUUACAGGUUUUCUCCUCAAUUCGAAGGUGCUUGCUUUGUUGAUAACAUUAAAGAAAAUCAAGCUAAACAUGGGUUGUUGUCUCUGCAAAAGACUCUGCUUACUGAGGUAUUGAAAAUUGAAUCUGUGAAUCUUACUGAUGAAUAUGGUGGAAUCGAUAUGAUAAAAAAAAGGCUUGGCUUUAAGAAGGUUCUGGUAGUUCUUGAUGAUGUGGAUCAUCAAGACCAGUUGGAUAGGCUAGCUGGAGCCCAUGAUUGGUUCGGUAAAGGUAGUAGGGUUAUUAUUACUGCAAGGGACGAGCACUUGCUAUUGGACUGUGACGACACUUACAGAGUUUGUUUACUUGCUAUAGCUGAAGCGACUCGACUAUUUAGUCGGCAUGCUUUUAGAGAGACAUCUCCAGUCAAUGGUUUUGAGCAGUUCUCUCACCAAGUUGUAAAGUAUGCUGAUGGCCUUCCCCUGGCGCUUAAAGUCUUGGGUUCCUUCCUUCGUGGACGGAACAUGAAGCAGUGGAGGAGUGCACUAGAUGCACUGCGAGAUAUUCCUAGUGAAGAAAUCAUUUCAAAGCUUAAGAUAAGUUAUGAUGGACUAGGGGAUGCAGAGAAGCAAGUUUUUCUAGACUUCGCAUGUUCAAUUUUUAAGAACAGGUUAUGUUGGUCUUUUAAAACAACUAUUCACUGA